Molecule: messenger RNA, 3148 nt
Organism: Myotis brandtii (Brandt's bat)
Lineage: Eukaryota; Metazoa; Chordata; Mammalia; Chiroptera; Vespertilionidae
Product: BTB/POZ domain-containing protein KCTD19
Exons: 16
Coding region: 275-3043 (922 amino acids)
Biological process (GO): protein homooligomerization
Source: RefSeq, a predicted model, not a curated record
AAAAGGCAGUUAUGAAAUCAUAAAAGCAAAGUAGAUGCCAUUCAGACCUGUAAUGUUUGCUAAAGACAAAUAUAAAAUAUAAAAAGUAACAUCUUUAAAUAGAAAGAACUGUCCAGUUUAUGAGUGGGUUAUUUUAAAGGCAGGCCAACAGUUUCUUUCUUCAUUAUGAUUCUGUUUAUGUUCCAGACUGACUGUAGCAGGAACAUAGUUCACAUUUUAUACAGUGAUUGCUCUAUCCAUUCCAAAGCACUUUCAUGAUGAGGAGGAGCCUGGCAUGCCUCACGAGUCAGCAGAGGAUUUGUUUCAUUUCAACGUUGGGGGCUGGCAUUUCUCAGUUCCCAGAAGCAAACUCGCUCAAUUCCCAGACUCCCUGCUGUGGAAAGAGGCUUCAGCUUUGACUUCUUUGGAAAACCAGAGGCUGUUUAUUGACAGAGAUGGUUCCACAUUUAGGCACGUGCACUAUUACCUCUACACCUCCAAACUCUCCUUCUCCAGUUGUGCAGAACUGAACUUGCUCUAUGAGCAAGCACUGGGUUUGCAGCUGAUGCCUUUGCUACAGACUCUAGAUAAUCUGAAGGAAGGGAAACACCAUCUCCGCGUGCGGCCUGCAGACAUUCCUGUUGCCGAGAGAGCAUCUCUGAACUACUGGCGAACGUGGAAGUGUAUCAGCAAACCCUCGGAAUUUCCUAUAAAAAGCCCAGCCUUCACAGGCCUACACGAUAAGGCACCUUUGGGGCUCAUGGACACACCACUGCUAGACACGGAAGAGGAAGUGCACUACUGCUUCCUGCCCUUAGACCUAGUGGCCAAGUAUCCAAGCCUGGUGACUGAGGACAACCUGCUGUGGCUGGCUGAGACGGUGGCCCUGAUCGAGUGCGAGUGCAGCGAGUUCCGGUUCAUUGUGAAUUUUCUUCGCUCACAGAAGAUUUUACUACCAGAUAAUUUCUCCAAUAUUGAUGUGUUAGAAGCAGAAGUGGAAAUUCUAGAAAUCCCUGCACUCACUGAAGCUGUGAGGUUGUACCGGAUGAACAUGGGUGGCUGUUCCCGGACCUCCUGUCCUCCCCCAAGCCCGGGGAAGGGGGGCCGUGCAGCCGGCCUGGAGGCUGUGAAGCCACUGUACAUGAUGGCCCUGGGUGUGCUGGUCAAAUACCCAGACUCCGCCCUGGGACAGCUCCGCAUCGAGAGCACGCUGGACGGAAGUAGACUGUACAUCACGGGGAAUGGGGUUCUCUUCCAGCACGUCAGGAACUGGCUGGGGACUUGCCGGCUGCCCCUGACGGAAACCAUUUCUGAGGUGUAUGAGCUCUGUGCCUUCCUGGACAAGAGGGACAUCACCUAUGAGCCAAUGAAAGUGGCUCUGAAGACUCAUCUGGAGCCGAGGACUCUGGCGCCCAUGGAUGUGCUCAAUGAGGAGUGGAUGGCAGAGAUUACUGUGUACUCCCCCCAACAGAUCAUCAAGGUUUAUGUUGGAAGCCACUGGUAUGCAACCACCCUGCAGACCCUGCUGAAGUAUCCAGAACUGCUGUCCAACCCUCAGAGAGCGUACUGGAUCACGUAUGGGCAGACCCUGCUGAUCCACGGAGAUGGCCAAAUGUUUCGACAUGUUCUCAACUUCCUGAGACUUGGAAAACUGUUCUUACCAUCUGAAUUUAAGGAGUGGCCCCUCUUCUGCCAGGAGGUGGAGGAAUACCACAUCCCAUCCCUCUCAGAAGCCCUUGCCCAGUGUGAGGCGUACAAGUCAUGGACCCAGGAGAAGGAAUCUGAAAAUGAAGAAGCUUUUCCCAUCAGGAGGUUGCAUGUGGUGACGGAAGGGCCCGAGUCGCUGGUGGAGUUUGGUAGAGAUGCCAAAGAAACCAUAGCCUGCAUGCCUGGGGACUUCCAGGACUGCAGUGACAGGACUCCCUGGAACAAGGUCAAGGGGACCCUCGCCAGGUCCAGCCAAAUGGAGGAGACUGAGCAGUACUCCCGCGCCAUCCAGAUGUCCUUGUGCCGAGGUGCCAAGCGGGCAGGCAAUCCCAGCACAUACUCCCACUGUUCCAGCCUAUGUGCCAACCCCAGACACUGGGGGGCCUGCCCUGAAAGUCCCCCCAAAAAGAAGUCCACCACAGUCAACCUCACACAGAAAUGUGAAACCAAAGACCCUCCUGUCACACCCAUGCAAAAACUCAUCUCCUUGGUGAGGGAAUGGGACAUGGUCAAUUGCAAACAAUGGGAAUUCCAGCCUCUGCAGGCUCCUCGGAGCAGCGCCUUGGAGGAGGCCACCCUGCAGCUCCCCUCCGGGAGUGAGGCUGCUUCCCAGCCCAGUACCUCAGCUUCCUGGAAAGGUCAUGCCACAGCCCCAGAGAAGGACCCAGGUCUGCAGGCAGGGGCUGGAGCUGGAGCCAAAGACAAAGGGCCAGAGCCAACGUUUAAACCAUACUUCCCCACAAAAAGAGCUGUCACCCUGAAGGACUGGGGCAAGCCAAAGUCAAAGGAGAGAGAAAGCCCUGACCCUGAGCAGCCUCUGCCUGAGGCCAGUGACCUAGACAGCGCAGGGGUCAUCCUCAAGGUGAGCCACCCCCCUGUGGUGGGCAAUGAUGGCUCCUGCAUGUUCUUUGAGGACAGCAUCGUCUACACCACACAGAUGGACAUCCUGAGGCACACACUGCCCUCAGCCAGCCCCCUGCCCCGAGAGGUGACCUUCCUGAGUUUCUCUCUGUCCUGGGAAGAGAUGUUUUAUGCACAGAAAUGUCACCGCUUCCUGACUGACAUCAUCCUGGAUUCCAUCAGACAAAAGGACCCCAAAGCCAUCACAGCCAAGGUGGUCUCCCUGGCCAACCGACUGUGGACCCUGCACAUCAGCCCCAAGCAGUUUGUGGUGGAUUUGCUGGCCAUCACCGGCUUCAAGAAUGACCGGCAUACCCAGGAACGCCUGCACAGCUGGGUGGAGCUCACACUGCCUUUCGCCAGGAAAUAUGGCUGCUGCGUGAACCUGCUCGUCCAGAGGGGCCUGUCUAGGUCUGUCUCUUACUCUAUCUUGGGCAAGUACUUACAAGAGGGCUAGGGUACCCAGAGACACUACCCCCACAUGUCCCAGGCUUCCAAGACUCAUUUGAACCAAGGAUGUCCCAGAAUUCAUGUAUCAGUCUAUUUUUUAUUAUAAACAAAU